AAGUAAAAAAUGGAAAACAGAUAAGUGACAGAGAGUUGAGCAAAAACCAUCAAACCCAUUUCAACAGAUCUUAUAAAGUAAACAAAAACAGAGAUUUCAAAGUCAGUCAGCUGUCAGUCAGUUGGCCGCCAAGCCAUGGUCGAAGAUGGAAGAAGCAGUUUACGCGAAGUUCCCAUUCUAGAUCUCAAAAACAUGAAAAUCAUAUCACCUCUAGGCCGCGGGGCAAAGGGCGUAGUCUUCCUGGUUCGAACAGAAUUUCCAUACAAAGAAUUUCUUGCUUUAAAAGUUAUCUCCAAAGCUUCCGUUGAGAACAAAGCAGUGUCUCGCAGCAAAAACGACGACUAUGUUUUCAAAAGAAUAUGUAUAGAAAGAGAAAUAUUGAGUCGUCUUCAUCAUCCACUUUUGCCAACACUUCGAGGUGUUGUCGAAACAGAGCAGAUCAUCGGAUAUGCAAUUGAUUACUGCCCUGGCCGUGAUCUACAUUCUCUCAGGAAGAAACAAACGGAAAACAUGUUCUCCGAUGAUUCCAUCAGAUUUUACGCAGCUGAAUUGGUACUAGCACUGGAAUACCUUCAUGGAUUAGGGAUCGUAUACAGAGAUUUAAAACCAGAAAACAUAUUAAUUCAAGAAAAUGGUCAUCUAAUGUUAGUCGAUUUCGAUCUAUCCACAAAACUCUCCCCACCAAAAUCCCCUCAAAAUCUCCCAAUCACCACCAAACCAGACCCAUCCAAGGAGGAGAAGAAGAACAAGCGAUUGCUCUGUCUUCCGAGAUGUUGGAAUUCGGGCGUCCUGCCGACAGAGGAAACGCUCUGUUCCAACUCAGUGAGUUCAGAACACAGUUCUGGCUCUACCACGGCGGCGAAGUCAAACUCGUUUGUCGGAACAGAGGAAUACAUUCCUCCAGAAAUCAUACAAGGAAACGGGCACGAAUUCGCCGUAGACUGGUGGUGUUUAGGCAUUGUCCUUCACGAGAUGCUCUACGGAUUUACUCCGUUCAAAGGAUCAAACAGAAAAGAGACUUUUCACCGGAUUUUAAACAAGUCGCCGGACCUCGUCGGAGAACAGACGCCGCUACGUAACUUAAUACGGAAGCUUCUAGAAAAAGAGCCGAGUAAGAGGAUAACAGGAGAGGAAAUCAAGGGUCAUGAUUUCUUUAAGGGUGUAGAUUGGAAAUCAAUAUCGGAAAUCUCGCGACCACCGUAUAUACCACCGGUAUGCGAUAAGGAUUUAAAUGGAAAUAAUGAAAUAGACGUGGAGAUGUUCGUCAACGGAGUAUUCAAAGACGAAAACGACAAAUCUUUGGAAAAUGUUAAGAAGACGGACAAUUGUAAUCAGAUCCUCGAAUUUAAAGGAUAUCAUGAAGCUAACCCUUUCUUCGUUUUCUGAUUCAGUUUUUGCUUAAACGGGAUCAUCGGAUAAUAGAUUAUAUUAACUCUAUAAUUCACAUUUCAAUGUAAUAAUAUAUCCUUUUAUCUAACUUAGAAAAUUAUUUAAUAUAUUUUGUGUUAUAUGUAAACAAGGGUAGCUCUUAAAUUUGUUUUUAUCAUCCAACUCAAUAUUCAGUUAUAAUCUUAUUAUGGAAGCUUAUUCAUUCA
This is a messenger RNA of Impatiens glandulifera, 1595 nucleotides long. Its product is annotated as serine/threonine-protein kinase OXI1-like. Gene Ontology annotation, molecular function: protein serine/threonine kinase activity; ATP binding. The transcript has 2 exons. Gene Ontology annotation, biological process: protein phosphorylation. Gene Ontology annotation, cellular component: nucleus; plasma membrane; cytoplasm. The coding region runs from base 136 to 1386 and encodes 416 amino acids. The record is from RefSeq and is a predicted model, not a curated record. NCBI's taxonomy places the organism in Eukaryota, Viridiplantae, Streptophyta, Magnoliopsida, Ericales, Balsaminaceae.